This is a messenger RNA of Alternaria burnsii, 867 nucleotides long. RefSeq lists its product as uncharacterized. Bases 1 to 867 code for a protein of 288 amino acids. Lineage: Eukaryota; Fungi; Ascomycota; Dothideomycetes; Pleosporales; Pleosporaceae. The record is from RefSeq and is a predicted model, not a curated record. The transcript has a single exon.
AUGACCUCGACUUUGCAGUUGAGCAACCCCAGCGUCCCGGAUCCCGGCGGUGCAUGUUUCUAUCUCGACCUUCCCCGCGAGUUACGAGACAUAAUACACUCGUACGCCUUGACAUAUAUGUUUGGCCUGAUUAGCGCACCGAACGAGCUUUGUCUCUCGACAUUCAAGCGUCGCGGACCUGACCCACGGGACGACUCUUGCUGGUGGAAAGAUCCUGCGCCCUGGGUCCCAAAACUCGAGCCUUGCCUCCAGCAUGAACGUCCACCGAGCCAGGAAAUCGAGAGAGUUACAAUGCUGGGCGAUCCCAAUCCACUUCGCCUAGUUUGUCACCAGACCCGUGCUGAGACACACGGGCUCUUGUUAGACUUGAACAACAUUCGCUUCAUUUAUCGACACGAGCACUGCAACUACUACAACUUAUAUGGGGACGAAUUCAGCAGGGAGAUUGACACGAAUGAGUUGUUUCGGUUGUUUUAUCACCAAUGCAGCGCGACCGACAAGAAUCGCCUCCGCCGGAUAACCAUCGAACGAACCUGUGACGCGAUUGUACAAACACCCGAAGCCCACAAUAUCCUGGCAGGCUAUAUGCGAGACUACGCCCACUACAAAAACAUCUCCUUUCUAAUUCGCUUUAGACUAGUUCAUGAUAACCCAUGGGAGUUUCAUGGGAAAAUGACGCAGGUCUUCAGUCUGGUUCUCAAAGGACCACAGAUUAGCCGUUUCGCUGCAGCGUCCCUCAAGAAAGGACUUGACAUAUCUCAGGAGGUGCAAAGGAGACUUCUCCAUCUCUCGGGGUCGGCAACGGUACCACAUAAUGUGCAUUUCUUGAUACAAGAGGAAUCUUCAGAGCACGUGGUGAAAGCGUAG